UUUUUUUGUCAGGGACAAAUAUGGGCUUGGAUUCCUAUAUUUGGCACAGCGCUGCCACUGAUAGAGCAGGAAUCUAGCUGGCUGGCAAUUGUCUGUGACCUCUGAGCAACAAUAACAGCUACAGUGCCACCAAUCCACUGACUGACGUCACCAAUCAAAGACCUUCUCCGGUCCAGCGCUCCUUUUGAAAUACUGCAUACAAGUCAUUCCGUUUAGGGAUAAGCACCUGUGUCACCUUUCCGGGAUAUGCCUUGUGGAUUUUAUUAUGGGAACGGUCAAGAAGCUGACGGUGAUGCACAAGCCCCCUGAAGGCCUGAGCAGUGUGGAGGUAAAACUGGACUGUCUUCACCGAAAAGUCGACAGACUCCUCCUAGGGCAGCAGAAGCAGCCGGGAAAAGUUGAGGAACCUGAACGGCGAGAGGCGCUUGAUUUCGAUGGCCCUCAGGUCACUUCUCAGACUGCUCCUUGGCAGUGUGGAUGCCGGCAGAACUGGCAAGAAAUGACCAAAGUGAUGACUGCCCUCAUCUCAUCCUGGGAGGGGCAGAGCCAGCGUCUGGAGGCUUUAGAGAAGGUGGUCCUGGGAAUGCAUGGCUCUCUGAAAGCACUGGAGACGAAACUCCAGAGACCGGGAAAGACGAGAGGUGCAGCUCAAACACCACAGCUGAGGCCUUUGAAGAAGAAGGAAGAAAAUACAAAGUCACAUGAGAAAGAAGGCAAGCCGCUAUGUGAAAGAAGAAUCAUGAAAAGUCAGGACAUAAAAGAUGAACGUACCCAGUUGGCCACUCACUCAAAAACACAUGUGACCCAAGAAGCCUCUUUGCCUAAUGAUGUGGAAAGCAAGUCAUCACCUCGUAAAGGAACCCAAGGAGUCAUCUUCAACCAUACAGAGGCACAGCCAUCUAAAGAAGGCGGCACACAGAAUGAGACGAAGGUGUCCACCACAAAACAGCUCUGUGAGGGCACAACCAACCCAACAAUGCAUGAUAAAGACGGUUUAACAGAACUGAGGAAGACAACUGAAAAAACUGUGGGCAGUAAAGAAGGUGCAGGCUUCAAGGACAUGACCCAGGGCACCAGGGAUAAGAAAUCUCCUCCAGAAGACAAUUCUGGCCAACAUGGAAGCCUGAUGACCCUUAAACACAAAGAACACUUAACCAAUUCCAGUUGUGAGAACCUGGACCCUGCAACGCUUGUGUGGAUUGACAGUCCCGGUCUCAGACAUGUGCACAGCUGCCCCGAGUCCCUGCAAAGUUAUGAGCUACGAAGAAGUGUAUUGGAUCCUAAUGCAGCGGCUUCACAAGUGAUGAGUAUCAUCAGUCCGGAGGUGACGGCAAAGACCCCUGACUGCCUGGUGACCACGAAUGCCCUUAUUGCAGAGCGCAUGAGACCACACACCCCCAUCGAAAUCAGAGUCACACUGGCAGAGCCCAAGGGAGAAGAUGUCCCUCAGAAGGGGUCUGCAUGUGUUAAAGUCAUUGAUGACAGCCCCCCUCCAGCAGCUUCAUUUGAACAUCGCUUUGUCACCAUUUCUUCUGGCCUGCCCAGCACUCUAUUCCACAUUAACACCAAGGAGCUCCUCGGAGGGGGACGAUUUGGGACAGUGCAUCGAUGUACAGAAAAAAGCUCAGGAAUGAAGAUGGCCGCCAAGCUAAUUAAAUUUCGAAACGCCAAAGACAAGGAAGUGAUUAACAAUGAAGUACAAGUCAUGAAUCAGUUGAGCCACCCCAACGUGAUCCAACUUUAUGAUGCCUAUGAGGUCAAGAAUGAGAUUAUUCUGAUAAUGGAAUAUGUGGAUGGAGGUGAGCUUUUUGACAGGAUAAUUGAUGACAGUUACCAUCUGACAGAAGUCGACGCCAUGCUGUUCAUUAAGCAGAUCUGUGAAGGUAUUCAUUACAUGCACCAAAUGUACGUCCUGCAUUUAGACUUGAAGCCAGAGAACAUCCUCUGUGUGAACCGGACGGGUCAUCAAGUGAAGAUUAUUGACUUUGGACUGGCCAGGAGAUACAAACCCAGGGAGAAAUUGAGGGUCUCUUUUGGUACCCCGGAGUUCCUGGCCCCUGAGAUUGUCAACUUUGAUUUUGUCUCCUUCCCAACUGACUUGUGGACCCUUGGAGUUAUUUCAUACAUGCUGUUAAGUGGCCUCUCGCCAUUUCUCGGUGACAAUGACAGCCAGACCCUCAGCAACGUACUGUCAGUCAACUGGUAUUUUGACGAAGAGGCCUUUGAACAUGUCUCUGAAGAGGCCAAAGACUUCAUCUCCAACCUGCUGAUCAAGGAGAAAAGUGGCCGCCUGAGUGCUGCACAGUGCCUCAAACAUCCCUGGCUGAACAACAUUGCAGAGAAGGCCAAGAGCAACAACAUGUGCCUCAAGUCUCAGAUCCUACUGAAGAAGUACCUGGCCAGGCGGCUUUGGAAGAAGAACUACAUCGCCAUUGCGGCUGCCAAUCGUUUUAAGAAAAUCAGCAGCGUGGACUCCUUGACAUCCCUGGCGAUGUGAUGAUGGCCAUGAAAGUAAUGCUGAAUGUCAGCGUGAGAUCAGACCUGACACCUGAACGAGCAAUGCCUUCUGCCAGCUCAGUACAAUGGACAUUUGACUAAGUGAAGGAUUUGUGAAGACGGCAAUGUUCCAUAUAGCACAUACACGGUGACCCGUGUCAAUGGAGAAGUCGCAUGAUUCAUUCUGUUAUUUGCAGUGGGUGACUCCGGAACAUGGAGCUGAGAAUAUUUUCAGUUCUAAGCCUCAGCAAACUUCUUCAGCAAGCAAAAAAAAGCAAGAAAAGAAUAGAAUGAAACUAUUAGAACUGU
Molecule: messenger RNA, 2805 nt
Organism: Erpetoichthys calabaricus (reedfish)
Lineage: Eukaryota; Metazoa; Chordata; Cladistia; Polypteriformes; Polypteridae
Product: myosin light chain kinase 2, skeletal/cardiac muscle-like
Exons: 13
Coding region: 266-2497 (743 amino acids)
Biological process (GO): intracellular signal transduction; protein phosphorylation; positive regulation of apoptotic process
Cellular component (GO): nucleus; cytoplasm
Molecular function (GO): ATP binding; protein serine/threonine kinase activity
Source: RefSeq, a predicted model, not a curated record